Messenger RNA from Cladophialophora psammophila CBS 110553, 993 nucleotides. RefSeq lists its product as uncharacterized. The record is from RefSeq and is a predicted model, not a curated record. The transcript has 3 exons. Bases 1 to 993 code for a protein of 330 amino acids. Lineage: Eukaryota; Fungi; Ascomycota; Eurotiomycetes; Chaetothyriales; Herpotrichiellaceae.
AUGCCGGCCUACGCGGCGCAGCCCACCCGCAACAUCCUCAUCAUCGGCUCAACUGGCAUUAUAGGCACAUACAUUACGCGGGCUAUUGUCGACGCAAGGGAAAAAUUUGAGCGGAUAUGCGUCUUGACGAGUGAGAAGACCCUGGUGGAGAAGGUGCAGGAUAUCGCUGCGUUGGAGGCUUGGGGUGUAGAAAUUUUCACGGGCAGGUUGGAGAGUGAGUCGGCGGUCAAGAGAGCGUAUGAAGGCAUCGACACCAUUGUGUCCUGCGUCGGCCGCGGGGGCAUUGAAAAGCAAAUCAACUUGAUUACCUGGGCCGAGCAGGUCGGAGUGCGCCGCUUCUUCACCUCGGAAUAUGGCACCGACAUCGAAUACUGGCCCGAGUCCGCCCACGAGCCGCCUCACCAGCUCAAGUUAAAAGUGCGCGCACAUAUGAAGACAAUGAAGAGACUGGAACACACAUACCUGGUCACGGGUCCUUACAGCGACUUAUACUUUGGCACCAUGAUGGCUCGCCCCGAGCUGGGACAAUUUGAUGUCAAGGAGAAAAAGGCAGUCUUGCUGGGAGAUGGUAAUGGGCCAGUCAGUUUUACGGCCAUGGCUGAUGUCGGCAAAUUCGUCGUCGCAGCACUCAUCAACACCACCGCAUCUCGAAACACCACCUUAAUAGUCCAUUCAUUCACCGCCACGCCGCACGAAAUCCUCGCCGAAUACGAACGACAGACGAAAAGUCAGUGGGAGAAAUCAUACACAUCGCUCGACCGGCUAAAACAGAUUGAAAAGGAGGAAUACCAGAUCUAUUCGGCGCUGGCGACGGUGGUAACAUUACGACGGAUAUGGACGGAAGGCGGCACCUUGUACAAAUAUUACGACGAAACGAUCCUCGGCCAAAUUGAAACGGAGACGCUGGAGAGCCAGGUGGCGGCGAACAUUAAGAGGCAAGAAGAGGGCGAGGGUCAUUUCCCGAGUCUCAUGCGAAAGCUGAGUCUGUAUUAA